Saccharomyces kudriavzevii IFO 1802 is the source of this 861-nucleotide messenger RNA. It is a transcript of the gene IRC6, whose product is annotated as Irc6p. Bases 1 to 861 code for a protein of 286 amino acids. The transcript has a single exon. Lineage: Eukaryota; Fungi; Ascomycota; Saccharomycetes; Saccharomycetales; Saccharomycetaceae. Gene Ontology annotation, biological process: vesicle-mediated transport. The record is from RefSeq and is a predicted model, not a curated record. Gene Ontology annotation, molecular function: protein-macromolecule adaptor activity.
AUGUAUAUGUGUACGUUUUAUGACAUUUUAAGUUUACUCAUUCGUAUCGCAAUUUUGAAAGCCAAGAAAAAUGCAGGGACCAUCGAGAAGAGAAAGGUAAAAGACACUAAGGUAGAUAGUAUAAUAAGAAAUACCCAGCCUGUAAUGGAAGAGCAUCACUAUCCACAGAACAAAAUACUGGUGCUGUCACACCACUCACACGACUCCUUCAAAACGCAGCUUUUGAAAGACUUAUUCCAUUGUAAUACCACUAGUGCCAGCAUUGUAAAGGAUCAAACUUGGGGGAAUAAAUACUACAGGACGUGCGUUGACCUUUACAUAGAUUUCUUCAAAGACCUACCGGAAUGGAUAGAAGAAUUUAUCAUGCCAGAAUGUGAGCCACUUAGGAAUGUUGUGGCAGGAAUAAUCAUAAUACUGGACAACAGAUUAAUAAAACCGCAGGAGCUUCUGAACCUAUUCAAGGGGGCCGUCCAUGAAAAUACAUUCAUUGUGCUAGUCAAUGUUAAUGAAGAAGUACCACAAGAUGAAAUAGACGAACUGAAUGAAAUAUGGAGCAAUGUUUUCACGAACAUUGUCGAAUUUAUAAAUUGGACUAGGUCAAAACCAACUAUUAAUCAUAAUGAAUAUGGGGAGAAAUUGGGACUUUAUAGAAUACAGGAAAUCAUAGACACGCAUGGCUGGUUGAAUUGUGAGCUUCAACCGAUAACCACGACGAAAGAAGAGACACCUAGAGAUAUGCCACUCGAGCAAAUAAUCACGAAUCUACAAAGUGCGAGAUCAAAAUACAAGUCUAUGAAGGACAAUAGCGAAGCUGACGCUUUUGCAAGUGAAGUGGCUGAUGAACUAUCCAAAUAUUUAUGA